AUGGAGAAAUGGAUGAAGUAUGUAGACAGGAACUCUAAUUUCUUUCAUGAUUCAGUCAAGGCCAUCAGAGCAAAAAGACAGCUUAUUAAAAUCAAAGAUGUUAAUGGAGUGGAGCAAUGGUCAGAAGCAGCAACAGCUCAAGUGGCUGUUGACUACUUCUCAGAUCUUUUCAAGUCAUCCAACCCGUCAAGUUAUCAACUUUUCUUCCAUGAUAUGAGGCCCAGAGUUUCUGAAGCAAUGAAUCAAAGUCUCAUCUGUCAAGUUACAGAUGAUGAGAUUAAAAGUGCGGUCUUUAGCAUCAAAGCAUCGAGUGCUCCGGGGCCGGAUGGCAUGUCAGGACUGUUCUUUCAGCAAUAUUGGGAGGAAGUUGGUCCUAAAGUGUGUGUCAAAGUGAACAAAUUCUUUGAAAGAGGGGUUAGGCCGGUAGAUUGGAAUUUCACGUAUAUGUGCUUAUUGCCCAAAGUUCUGGAUCCGGAGACUAUGAGUGAUCUACGCCCAAUCAGCCUCUGUUCUGUGUUAUACAAAAUCAUAUCAAAGGUCUUGGUGACACGCCUACAGCUUCUGCUCCCUGAGAUUGUUUCAGUUAACCAAUCGGCGUUUGUAGCAGAGAGGCUGAUCACUGACAAUAUUGGGAUAGCUCAUGAAUCAAUUCAUGCCUUGCGGGUCAACCCUUUAAUCAUGAAUGAUUAUAUGGUGGUGAAAACGGAUAUGUCCAAGGCUUAUGACAAAGUGGAAUGGAGCUAUAUUCGGAGGCUGUUGGAAGCUCUUGGUUUUGACAUCAAAUGGGUCAAUUUGGUCAUGGUCUGUAUCUCUUCUAUAUCCUUUGCAGUACUGGUAAAUGAUCAGCCUUUUGGAAUGAUUAAGCCGCAACGGGGACUCCGCCAGGGAGAUCCUCUCUCCCCAUUUCUCUUUGUGUUGUGUACUGAAGGUCUAACGCAUCUGCUGAAUAAAGCUGAAAGUCAAGGGUUGCUAAAUGGAUUGAGCUUCUCUGACUCAGAAUGCUUCAGCGGCUCCAAGAUUGAGAUGCUUGGUUAUCUAAAAGGGAAGGUUAAUGGUAGGCUGAAUACUUGGUACCUGAGGAAGCUCUCGCAGGGGGGUAAGGAAGUGUUGCUAAAAUCGACGGCUGCGACUCUGCCUAUCUACCUGAUGUCGGUUUUCAAAUUGCCUAAAACAAUCUGUGUCAAUCUCUCAAGCGCAAUGGCAGAUUUCUGGUGGGGAUCAGAUGCUCAUAAAAAGAAAAUACAUUGGAUCGCCUUGGAGAAACUAUGUCUAACUAAAGAGAGCGGUGGAAUGGGUUUUAGGGAUUUAGAGGCUUUCAAUCAAGCUCUCUUGGCGAAACAGGCUUCGAAGGUGUUGUCUUCUCCUCAUUGCUUACUGGCCCAGUUCCUUAAAAGCAGGAGAGUGGGAGAUGGCAACUCAAUCAGGGUAUGGACAGACAAAUGGAUCGAGGAUGACACUGAUGGUUAUGGCCUCCGAGCUCCUUGGAUCAAGAACUAUACUUUUGAUGUCAACUUGAGAGCAAGGAGCCUUAUUGAUUUUCAAAACAGAAGAUGGAAUGUCCAAGCUUUGAAAGAGAUUUUUGUCCCCUCUGAUGUUCAAAUUCUCCUUAAACAUCAUCCUGUUACAGUCAAGGAGGACUUCUGGAACUGGAGAUUCAACAAGUCAGGGGCCUAUACGGUGAAAUCAGGUUACUGGUUGGCGACAAAGGAAAAGAACUUGGAGGUUCGUAGGAUUGCAGAAGCCUUGCCGUCAAUCAAUAUCCUUAGAGUACAAAUCUGGAAAGUGCACUCUGCUCCAAAAAUUAAGGUUUUUGUGUGGAAGGCAUUGUCUGACGCUCUACCAGUUGCUGAGAUCCUUAUUGCUAGAGGUUUGAAGGGUGAUGAAAGGUGUCAGCUUUGUGGCUUCGAAGGUGAGUCCAUGAACCAUGAUAUAUUCUGUUUUCACUUUGCAAGACAAUGUUGGGCGCUCUCAGAUUUACCAUCCCCUCCUAAUGGCUUCAAUGAGGAUUCAAUAUAUGAAAACAUUUCAUAUCUACUCAACUUGAGUAAGAACCAGAAGGUGGAGAUGGGACUUUCUCGAGUCUGGCCUUGGUUACUUUGGUAUUUGUGGAAGAACAGGAAUAGUUUUCUCUUUGAAUGUAAGCUUUUUGAAGCAAGGGACGUGGUCAAAAAAGCGAAAGAUGAAGCGGACUCGUGGUUUCUGGCGCAGCAGGUUCAAAAUCGGAUGGAGUUAACUAAGAGAGUAGAGGUGAGGGAACCAAUGGUUAAUGAGUCAGGUGUGCCAGAGGGUUGGGUGUUGUGUGAGAUUGGAAUGGACUGGUCUAAAUCAGAUGACAUCAUGGGUGCUGCUUGGAUCACUAAAAAUAGCAGAGGAAAAGUUUUGGAGCAUAGCAGACGGGCAUUCUCUGGGACUAAAACCGUUGGUGAAGCAAAGCUUCAGGUACUGCUGUGGGCUAUAGAAAGCAUGAAGAGACUGAAGAAAAAGAAGGUGAGGUUUGUAUCUACCUUUGGAGACCUGGUGGAGGCAAUUGUGAAACCUCAUCGUUGGCCGGCUCUGCAGUUCGAGGUAGCAGAACUCCAAAGAGAGUUACAAGCUUUCGAAACAUGGGAACUGAGACUUGGAGUUUCGGAGAUGUUUAGAUGUGUAUCUUUCAUUGCGCAGAGUGUAAGGAGUUUAGGACUCUCUCAGUCCUAUGUCGCUGCUGGUCAUCCCCGUUGGUUGGACCAUUGGUACAGCAAUGAAAGAGUAACAUCUAAUGCUUUUAGGUAG
This is a messenger RNA of Brassica napus (rape), 2769 nucleotides long. RefSeq lists its product as uncharacterized. The transcript is spliced from 3 exons. Bases 1 to 2769 code for a protein of 922 amino acids. The record is from RefSeq and is a predicted model, not a curated record. NCBI's taxonomy places the organism in Eukaryota, Viridiplantae, Streptophyta, Magnoliopsida, Brassicales, Brassicaceae.